Molecule: messenger RNA, 1961 nt
Organism: Nannochloropsis gaditana CCMP526
Exons: 1
Source: RefSeq, a predicted model, not a curated record
CUUUGGUGGUCGACGGGGCGUCGUCUGUUACGGAGGUGGUGAAGGCGAUGGUCCACAAACGCACAGAUGCGGCCCUAGUGACUUCCCGGACGGGAAAGGUCUUGGGCAUUUUAACAGACAAUGACGUGACGCGCCGGGUGAUUGCACAAUACAGAGCGGAGACCGAGACCCCCAUAAGCACCAUCAUGACUGAGAACCCCAAGUCUGUUUCGCAAGACAGUGACAGUAUCGAUGCGCUGACCACUAUGGUGAAGGGCCGCUUCCGGCACCUGCCUGUGAUGGGCCCGCAUGGUCAGGUAGUGGGCUUGUUGGACAUCGCCAAGUGUUUAAGCGACGCGAUCACCCGACUGGAGAGGAGAGAAGAGAAAACUGCCUCCUCCCUGGCAGCCGCAUCGGCGGGCGUCGCCCAGGGGGGCCAUGGAGCUUUGAUGCACCUCAUGCAGCUGUUGCAGGAGCAAUCAGAGCCGGGUAGAGACUGUAACCCUUCUCUGCGAGCAUUAUUAGGGCAGCAGGGGGCACCGACCAACAUUGUCCGGGCCACUGUGAACGUACGUACGGCCGCCGAAGUCAUGAGUAAGUGUCGGAAGGCGGUGUUGGUGGUGGAUGAGGAUGAAAGCUUGGUGGGGAUCUUCACCCCCAAGGACAUGCUAGGCAGGGUGGUGUCCCAGGAACUGAGCCCAGAUUUCACGGCGGUCUCGAGUGUUAUGACGGCCCGGCCAGACACGAUCGAGGCAGAGGCCACGGUCUUGGAGGCCUUGUACAUGAUGCGCGAGAACCAUUAUCUGCACCUACCCGUGACGGACAGCCGGGACGGGUCGGUGGUGGGGCUGGUGGACGUCAUGGAGAUUGUGCACGUGGUCUGCGGCCGGGAGGAUGGAGGACGUCAGUUCUGGGCCUCCGCGCAGGAGAGCGGACGGAAGGGACGGGGGGAAGGGGAAGGGUGGUCGUCCGCAUCCGAACUGAGCUCGCACGCUGCGGCAAGGCCGUCGCGCCAUCCCGGGAGCAUCAUCGCAGGGCCUCGCUCCACCCUCCGCGGCGCCGGCCCCGACCCUGACGAGCAGCGGCACAUACAGGCCAAUCCUGUGGACCCGCAUGAGGACCUGGAGAGCGCGUCGGUCCUCGCCGGCAGUGGUCAACCCCAUACCUCCAACCUUCACGUGUUGAUGUCAUCCUCUGCGGAGCCUGCGCUCGAGGGCCGAGCCUCACAGCUAAAUGGUUCUACCUCCCGCGGUGCUUUAAACGCACCCGGGGGCGCUCAAUUUCGGCUGAAGGUUGUUGGCGAGGACGGUGCUGUCAAGACGGUGACUGUGCCAACGGAAAAUUUCGAGGCCGCCAUCGAGGCCGUUGGCAAGGCGUUAGACAUGCCGACUGGCCAGCGGGCAUGGACCUAUGUGGACGACCAGAAGGAUGUGAUCACGGUUGAUACUGACGAGGGGUUUGAGGAGAUGCUGGCAUACGCACACGGAGCACACUUAUCGGUAUUGAAAGUUACGAUAAUCAAACGCCGGCGACCGAAAACGCGACGUAGCAGCGGGGCAAGUAGCGGUGGGAGAAGCAGCGGCGGCAAAACCUUAACGGUCUUGGCGAUGAGUAGCAUUGUAGGCUUGGCUGUUGUGGGCAUUGCGAUCAUGGCAGGGCGCAAAUAUCGAUGACUUGCUCCAACCAGAUUUCGAUCUGAUAUGAAGUGACAAAGUACAUGGUAGAAUCUGAAAGCGACUAGUAGGUAUUUCAUGAUUUUUUUUGGGUUCUUCGUGACAACUCCAGCACGUGAGAAACUGAGCAUGAAUAAGACACACAUUGCACAUGGUGGGUGGAGACACUGCAUUAAACCCACAGCCUGUAUGAGGUGGUUGGAGAUAUCAGAAUUGUGGUGAGAUAUCUGCAGCAGCAACUUCGGUGGAGGAUGCCUAAAAUAAAAAUCUAAAAAGAACAUAAAGAACUAUCAGAGAAGUGAAGAGGGG